This is a messenger RNA of Amyelois transitella, 1889 nucleotides long. RefSeq names its product ell-associated factor Eaf (gene Eaf). Gene Ontology annotation, molecular function: transcription elongation factor activity. Gene Ontology annotation, cellular component: super elongation complex. NCBI's taxonomy places the organism in Eukaryota, Metazoa, Arthropoda, Insecta, Lepidoptera, Pyralidae. The coding region runs from base 267 to 1241 and encodes 324 amino acids. The record is from RefSeq and is a predicted model, not a curated record. The transcript has 9 exons. Gene Ontology annotation, biological process: regulation of transcription elongation by RNA polymerase II; positive regulation of DNA-templated transcription.
AAAAAGUCUUUACGUCUCCCUCGCCCGUCUUGACUUGAAACGUCAUUCGAGACUUGAGAACUUGAGAAGAGAAAGAAUUCUUCUACUAUAACUAGGUCGAAAAAUUGUCUUUUUAUAAGAAUUAAUCAUCAGUUCAAAUAUUUAUAAUAAAUAAGAUAUAUUUUACGAUGGUUUGAGUUAAACUCUGUGAAAUAUUGGACAUAUUAACUAGGUUUCUAUGGUGAAAUCGUGAAUGACAAUUGGUAUCAUAUGCAUGGCAAGUUAACAUGGCUGACAACUUUGGUUGCAACUACGGUGUGAGAGAGUUGAAUCUGGGAGCCAGCUUCACAAAUAAUAAAGCUCCAAAAUACCACACAAUCAAAUAUGACUUCAAACCAGCUUCAGUUGAUGUCAAUAAAAUGGCUACUGUUGACGUUGGAAGUAACAAUCAAGUUACAGUCACAGUACCGCAUCUGGAUGGUGCGGGAGUGCCGCAAACAGUUUUCAAGGGAAGUCAGAGACCAUACAAUAAAGAGUGUGUACUUAUAAUAGACAAAAAUACUGGACAGAUGACACUAGAAAAGCUAUCCAGUUACAUACAAGUGAAAAAGACUAGGCAAGAGUCUGCAACGAAGCCGCUUCCACUGACGCCGUUGACCGCAGACUUUACAAACACCACUCAGCGGUCCACUUCCCGUACCAGAGUCACUACAAACCGACGAACCAACAUAAAUGCAGGGGCGGCUGGAAGUGGACAGAUGAACCAAGGUCGCUUCAACGGCAACGUUCAGAAGCCACAGAACAUGGUGCGUUCUCCGACAAGAGUCAAAACGUCUCCACCGCAAGCGCCAUGGUCGAGCGGCGGCAACAGCACGCUAGCGUCUCUGCCAAUGAUCGGCCUUGACGAUCCUGCGCCGGCGCCACAACACAACGGCUACCGUCCCGAGCGAGCGGAGCGCCCCGAGCGGCCGGUGCAACAGGAGCGGCAGCAGCAGGAGCGCCAACUACCGGAGCAGCGGAAUAAUGUGAACGCUCCUAUGCCGGCUCCGGUAACUGCUCAAGGCGUAACGUCUCAAGACGACAGUUCGUCGUCGUCGUCGAGCGACAGUGACAGCAACAGUGGAAGCGAUAGCGAUAGUGACGACGACAGCGCUGCGCACGCGCAACCUGCACUUGCUAACGGUGGCGGUAACCCAGCGUUGCCCAGCGACGUGCUGAACGAUGAUCUCUGCCUCUCCGAGUCUGGAAGCGACUCUGACUGACCUCACGACAAAGUUUUUUAUUUAUUCGGGUUUGGGUUUCUCCUUUACACUUUCCGCUAUUUCAACACGGCUGCUCGAACAAAAUGGUCCGUAUUCUGUUUACAAAGUCUAUAUGCCUUCCCGUUUCUCGUAACAUUCUUGUUUUCCUCUAAAAGGUGAAGCCGAAGUGACGUUGGUGGUGGAAGUGAGCGUUCAUGUUUUCGAGAUGUUUUGAUGACUGACUUUGUUAUGUAUAUCAGAAAUGUUUAUAUAAUGUUUGUAACUGAAAUUUGGCUCGUGAAUUUCGUACUUAUAAACUCAUAUGCUUUCGCAAAAAUCUUAUGCGUGUUUCACCCGGCAUUUUUGGAAUUCUCAGAAUAACUGUGUUUGAUGAUAAUAUUUGCUGAUUUUUAAAUUUUAUUAUUAGCUUAUAAACUAGAUGUAUGUAAUUUUAUUGCGUUGUCAUGAUCAUGGAUAAAUCCUGUUUUCAAGAUUAAAAAAAAUACCUAUAUUUUACAAUGCCAUACCUUAACCACAGUAAAUUGAAGAAUCUAGAACAAAUUGUUCUGUGUCAUAUCGCUUUAUUUUUAUUUAAAUCAUUAGCCCAGGGGGCAGCAAGGCCAUUCAAUUAGUCUAAAAAAAUUGUAUUCACGACAACAUCGUUUACAC